AUGCGUCUCUCCAUUUUCCUCGCAGCAGCACUUGCUACGCUUGUCAAAGCCGAUGAUAAAUCCAGCACCGAGAUUGUUGGCUACUUCUCUCCUUCCUGGGAUGUCGGAAUGCUUGAGUAUGGCGGCUGGACAAGCACUGCUGCCAGUCUCGCCAGUCUCAAUACCAAGGCUGCCACGUACCAUGUCGGCUGCUCAAAAGAUGCCCCCAAGACAGAUUGCAAUAUGAAGAAUUCAUACACGAUCAUACAGGGUCCUGAGACCGUGAAUGUCGAUAUGAUCUACACCGCUUCUACUUCGAACAAAGAAAGUUCAUACGAUCUCACUGUUACCGAGUCCUGGGACUGCUCUAUGAAGCAAUCCACCUUGUCACUCAAGUGUACAAUGAGUAUCGGCGUUACUGGCACCCAGGAUGGUGCCUCUUAUGUAUCCUCCACAUCUACCAAGAAAGAUUAUCCCACGGUGACAGUUGCCACUGACUAUUAUCAGUUGACGGUCACUGCAGGGUUGGCUUCUGCGACUCAGACUGCUGGUGCUGCUGCUGGUCCUGCGGCUGCUUUGAUUACAGCUGCUCCAAUUUUUGCUGCUGCAGUGGCUGCUAUGCUGUGA
Messenger RNA from Penicillium taxi, 606 nucleotides. RefSeq lists its product as uncharacterized. Lineage: Eukaryota; Fungi; Ascomycota; Eurotiomycetes; Eurotiales; Aspergillaceae. The transcript has a single exon. The record is from RefSeq and is a predicted model, not a curated record. The coding region runs from base 1 to 606 and encodes 201 amino acids.